AUGCGCCUGAUCAAGAACAGGAUCGAGCACGAUGGCUCGGGCACAGUAACACUAUGCCCGGAAGAGCCCGAAGACAUGUGGCAUGCCUACAACCUAAUCCGACCCAGCGACGUCCUUCGCGCAAGCGCCAUCCGGCGCGUAACCACCGUCCAAGACACUGGCUCCACCUCCUCAGCACGCGUCCACCUAAACCUCGAGAUCCGGGUGAAGAGCCUUGACUUCGACCCGCAAAGCUCACAGCUGCACGUAUCGGGCCAGAUCAUCAACGAGACACCACACACGAAGAUCGGACAAUUCCACACGCUGGACCUAGAGCUGAACCGCAAUUUCACGCUCGAGAAACAAGUCGGGGCCGAUGGUGAGGGGGUCGGGUGGGAUAGUAUUGCGGUCGAGGCGCUGAAGGAUGCUGUCGAUGAGGGCGGGAAGCGGCGCGCGGAGGCUGUUGCAGUCGUUAUGCAGGAAGGGCUCGCCCAUAUCUGCUUUAUUGGACAGUUUCAGACGAUUCUUAAGCAGAAGGUUGAGAUGUCUGUGCCGAGGAAACGACAGGGCGGCGGGGAUCAUGACAAGGGAAUGAACAAGUUCUUCAAAGUCACGCUGGAAACCCUUCUCCGGCAGAUGGAAUUCAACACCAGUCUCACAUCCGGCAGUGCCAACGAGCCCGUGCGACCGGUCUUGCUCGCUUCACCGGGUUUCGUGGCGGCUGGGUUCCAGAAAUACAUCCAGAGCGAGGCAUCGACGACAACACCAGCAUUGAAAAGACUCCUCCCCAGUGUCGUGGUCGUGCACUCCGCAUCGGGGUAUACGAACUCCCUCUCAGAAGUACUGCAAUCACCCGCCGUGAAGAACCUCCUAGCCGACACGAAAUACGCACGCGAAACCAAACUAAUGGACGAAUUUCUUGAGCAACUACGCAAAGAAACUAACAAAGCGACCUACGGACCGCGCGAGGUCGAGUCGGCCGUCGAUCAGGGCGCUGUGGGUCGUGGCGGCGGCGUGCUCAUUAUCUCGAACCGUCUGUUUCGGUCACAGAAUGUGGGGGAAAGGAAACGAUGGGUUACGCUUGUUGAUCGCGUGCGUGAUGUUGAGGGGGGCGAGGUGCGUGUUCUUAGCUCGGAUCACGAGAGCGGAAAACGGCUUGAGGGGCUCGGGGGGUUGCUGCGCUGUUGA
Molecule: messenger RNA, 1167 nt
Organism: Penicillium lagena
Lineage: Eukaryota; Fungi; Ascomycota; Eurotiomycetes; Eurotiales; Aspergillaceae
Product: putative translation factor pelota
Exons: 3
Coding region: 1-1167 (388 amino acids)
Biological process (GO): nuclear-transcribed mRNA catabolic process, non-stop decay; ribosome disassembly; nuclear-transcribed mRNA catabolic process, no-go decay
Cellular component (GO): cytoplasm
Source: RefSeq, a predicted model, not a curated record